Molecule: messenger RNA, 6299 nt
Organism: Epinephelus lanceolatus (giant grouper)
Lineage: Eukaryota; Metazoa; Chordata; Actinopteri; Perciformes; Serranidae
Biological process (GO): monoatomic cation transmembrane transport; retina homeostasis
Cellular component (GO): plasma membrane; photoreceptor outer segment; intracellular cyclic nucleotide activated cation channel complex
Molecular function (GO): cGMP binding; intracellularly cAMP-activated cation channel activity; intracellularly cGMP-activated cation channel activity
Source: RefSeq, a predicted model, not a curated record
CAGCCACUGUGGAAAUCCCAGCAGACCUGUGCUGGCUGUGCUGGAUCUCUACGCCACCGGCAUGCAGAACCACCUGUAGACACACAGGAUGUUUAACUGGGUGGUGAAAGUGGUCCCCCAACUCCCUGAAGCUCCUGGGACAGAUGACGCUGCUAAGACCUCUGCUCAACCCACAGGGAAGAGUUCACAGAAAAACACAGACGAGAAUUCAGAGGACAGCCAGGCCCAAACUGGAGUUUUAGGCUGGCUGUCUAAUGGGUUCGUCAGCGCCCUGCCUCAACCUUCUGGCUCCCCUCGACUCGGCUCUGAUUCCAGGCCAGGAGAAGAUGGAGAAAGGUCUAAAGUGAUGGGCUGGGUCGCUCAGGGUCUGACCAAGGUGUUGCCUCAGCCUGACGAGAAGUACAAAGAGACUAACGACGAGGAAGAACACACUGAGGUCUAUGAAGUAGCAACAAUGCCAGAUUUUGAUCCCCUCCCACACAUCCCUGUGGUGGAAAUCUUGUCAGAGGAUGAGGAGGAGGUAGAGCCAGCCACUCAGUUUCCUCCCAACAUGGUGAAUUGGAUAAAGCAGAUGGUCCCUCAGCCAGUGAUACUGCCCCCUGGUGCCGUACCUAUAGAACCAUCAAACAAGUCCAACCGCUCCUCCCUGGAUAAAAUUUUUUCUCCACCACCUGAAUCUCUCAGUGGAAUCUCACUGGAUACUGACAGCAAGGCCUCUGGUGUGGUUGGCUGGUUCGUGUCAGGUCUGGGUCUGAAGCUGCCUCAGCCUGUUGUUCCACCUAAAGAUGAAACUGAGAAUGCAGCUCAAGUUCUACAGAAAGCUUCAUUCAAACUCAAACCUGACAUGGUACUAGAAGACGUGGACUCAGACAACGAAAGCCAGCAGAAACAACUGCAGUCCAAAGCUGUAGCACCAUCCACAUCACUGACCCCACCAUCACCAACAGUUAGCCAAAAGCAGGAACUGACGCAGCAGGCGCAGUCCAAUGCAAUGGAAACUCAGACAUGUGCCAGCCCAGAGCCAGAGCCGUCACAGAGUGGGACAAAAAGUCUAGAAGAUGCUGAGACUCAGACGGGCCGCUGGACGCCAUUCAUUGAAAACAUCAAGAAGGAGGCGGAAGGUGUGGCUUUGGCUACCAUGGAGGAACGUCUGCUGCAGGAGCGCAUGGAGAUGGCCCGUAUGGCUGAAGAGGUGGCAAGGCAGACAGCUGAGAUGGCCAUUAGACAGAUGGCCAGUGAGGGACAGUCCAUCAAACUCUCACUGGGGAGUCAAGAACUCCUGGAUGAGGAGCCUGAAAUCGAGCUGCCAGUGCCACAGGAAGAGGAGAGCGAAGUGGACCAAAAUAAUGUCACAGGAAAAGAACAGAGCGCUGCUGAGGAGACUGAGGAACCUAUCACCACAGAACCAGAGCCAAAGGAGGAAGCAGAGCCACAGCGGACCUCCCCCUCGCCACCUCCAAGUCCUGAACCAGUUAAGACCUCUGAGCCGGAGCAUGAGGCCGAGCCCGAGCAGGAGCCCGAGCCUGAGGCCGAGCAGGAGCCUGAAUCAGAAACAGAAGCAGAACCAGCGGCAAAGACCGAGGAAGCCAACUCAGAAGCUGAGCCUGUGACUCAGCAACCGCAGAAAGCACAGGAAGACGGUCAAAGCACCAAAGCUGAAAAAGCUGGUGAAAAGGAGGAGGAAGCUGCUGGAGAUGAAUGUGGUGCUCCAGUCAACUGUGAUGCAUUUAAGAGCUGCCUGAUGCGCAUUCCCCACACCUCUGAGUGCCUUGGCAACAUCAACGCGUUCUUCAAGGAGAACGGCAUCUCCACUCCCAAAAUACCCUCCAUGCCUAAGCUACCCACCCAGCUCUCUGAUGUGACCAAGUACCUGCCCUCUCUACCCUCUUUACCCCCUGAGUUGCGCCAGGAGCUCUCCCAGAUCCGACUCACGCAGGUCCCACGAAAUAUCGCCCAGACUCUGACUGAACUUUUGCCCAAAAACUCUGAGGGUUCAGUCAGUCCCAGUCUGUCCAGUCUCUCCCAGAGCUUUUCAAACAUCCCGCAGAAGCUCUCCCAGUUCCCCAGCCGAACGCAGCAGUACUUCCUCAACGUCCAGAACCGCCUCAACAGCCUUAUGCCUCAAGAUGCCUAAGAAACAACACAGCAGCAAAAACAGAAGCAAGACAAGAAUCAGCAAGAUGUCGAGCUGAACCGGCUCGUCCGACAUUCUCCUCUCCCUCCACCUCAGCUCCGGUCCCGCUCCCCGUCUCCAUCCUCCCCCAACGGUAGCACCCUCGAAUUGCCCAAUGUGCCAUCCUACCCACGCCUGCCGCCAAUUGUCAGCCCUCCAUCAAAACAGCUCAACUCACUGUCCCGCCAGCUGUCAGGUCUCUCUAACCCAGCGUUCUUCAUUGAAGACGACUCAGACAUUCCAGCAAUAAGACCCGCAGAGAGCUCUAGCCUCAGCCUCCAUCCAGCUGUCAAUGUAGAGGAUGUUGACUCAGACCAUGAGAGAGGAAGUAAAGGAGGAGCAGGAGGAGGAGGAGGAGGAGGAGGAGGGGAGGAACAGAGCAAAAUCCCCCAAAUCCUCACCCCCCAGGAUCCCAAACUUACAACCCUCACUGUCCCUGUGACCCCCUCUGGAGGUCGUCAAAGUAAAGGAGAUAAAGAUAGUGGAAGGAAUCGUAGGACUGUCUGGACAAAGAUUAGGAGGCUUCCAUCUCAAAGUGAAGAUGAUGAUGAUGAAGGAAGUAUCCCUGUCAGAGCCUGGCCCAGCCAGUCCAGCCUGCACAGCUCAGAUGACAUACUGAAAGAGCGACCAGCGUCUUCAGCCAGUCAGACCAGUACAGUGGUCAAUGAGCGUCUUCAGGAGCUGGUCAGGAUGUUCAAAGAGAGAACGGAGAAGGCGAAGGAGAAACUCAUUGACCCUGACAGCUCAGAUGAAGACAGCAUCAUCCCCUCUCCUCCUCAGGCUCCAGCUCCUCAGCCUGCUCCUGCAGCUCAGCCAGUGGACGGAGGGGAGAAGGAGGCACAAGCAGGUCCAUCAGGAGGAGGAGGAGAAGGAGGAGUGGGAGUGGAGAGUGAGGCAGAGGAGGAGCAGUCUAGCCGCUGCUGCAAGGUGAAAACUCCUCGGUGGAUGCGAGCUUGUAUGCACUACCGCUUCCCCGCCAGCAUCGACCCUUUCACCAACUUAAUGUACGUGCUGUGGAUGUUUUUGGUCUCUCUGGCGUGGAACUGGAACGUAUGGUUCAUCCCAGUGCGCUGGGCCUUCCCCUACCAGACUCCAGACAACAUUUACUACUGGCUGCUGAUUGACUACUUGUGUGACCUUAUUUACAUCCUGGACAUCACCAUCUUCCAGCCGCGCCUGCAGUUUGUUCGUGGAGGGGACAUAGUGUGUGACAAAAAAGAAAUGAGAAAGAAUUACAUGAAAACCAAACGCUUCAAAUUUGAUGUAGCCAGCCUUGUUCCCCUCGAGCUCUUCUAUUUCAAAAUUGGCAUCAACCCUCUGCUUCGCUUACCCAGGCUGCUGAAGAUCAACUCCUUCUUUGAGUUCAAUGAGCGUUUAGAGGCCAUCUUGACCAAAGCCUACAUCUACAGGGUGAUCCGCACCACCACCUACCUUCUUUACUGUCUCCACUGUAAUGCCUGUCUGUACUACUGGGGCUCUGCAUUCACAGGACUGGGAUCAACUAAGUGGGUGUACAAUGGAGAGGGCAACAGUUACAUACGCUGUUACUACUUUGCGGUGAAGACCCUGAUCACCAUUGGUGGUCUGCCAGACCCCACCACUCUGUUCGAGAUUGUCUUCCAACUCAUCAACUACUUUGUUGGAGUCUUUGCCUUCUCUAUCAUGAUUGGACAGAUGCGUGAUGUGGUCGGUGCAGCCACAGCGGGUCAGACCUACUACCGCACAUGUGUGGACAGCACUAUUAAAUACAUGUCCUCCUAUCGCAUCCCCAAAGACGUGCAGAACCGUGUCAAAACCUGGUACAACUACACCUGGCAAUCACAAGGCAUGCUGGAUGAGCAGGAGCUGCUGACUCAGUUGCCAGAUAAAAUGCGUCUGGACAUUGCUAUUGAUGUCAACUAUUCCAUUGUCAGCAAAGUUCCUCUUUUUCAGGGUUGCGACAGACAGAUGAUCUUUGACAUGUUGAAAAGCCUACGCUCUGUUGUCUACCUGCCUGGGGAUUAUGUCUGCAAAAAGGGCGAAGUGGGCCGGGAGAUGUACAUCAUAAAGGCAGGGGAGGUGCAGGUGGUUGGAGGACCAGAUGGGAAGACAGUGUUUGUCACUCUAAGAGCAGGAUCGGUCUUUGGAGAGAUCAGUUUGCUCGCAGUAGGUGGGGGUAACAGACGCACAGCGAAUGUAAUCGCCCAUGGGUUUGCUAAUCUCUUCAUCCUGGACAAGAAGGACCUGAAUGAGAUCUUGGUCCACUACCCCGAGUCCAAGAAACUGCUCCGGAAGAAAGCCAGGAAGAUGCUUACCAAGGGAAAGAAACCUGAGCCCAAAGAGGAGGCUAAGCAUCCCCCUCAGGCCCCGGCGGCCCCUGUACGGACGGAAACCCCCAGACUGCUGAGAGCAGCCCUGGAGAUGACAGAGAAAUCCUCUGGACUUAAAGGAGCUCUGGCUAAAGUCAAAGAGAACACCAGCAAGUCUAGUGUCUCAUUACAGCCCUCCAUCUCUUCCUCCCUGCCUCCUCCGUCUCCCACCUCCAGCUCAGGACCUGAGAGAGACGUGGACACACCACCGUCACCCAUGUGUGCCAGCUCUGGAGCAUUCCGCUCUGCCUCUCGUUGCCGCAACAACAACUCAGUGACGCCUCACUCUGCGUCACAGUGUCAUGGCAACGCAAACGAAAUGCCCACCGUGGACCAAAGAGAGGAGGGCGUCAGUGAGGUUGAAGCGAGCGAGGGUGGGAAGAGGAAAGAAAAGAAGCUGUGAUAGUUCUUUGAAGGACAAGGGAAGGAGGAGAUCAUGAAGUGAGCACUGGACGACGAUCACUAAGAGAAGAGGGGACAUUGGUGUGAUCAAAGGGGAAUAAAGGGAAGAUAAAGGAAUGAACACUGCUGAGUAUAUCUGCUUUAAACUGUCAGAAUGGUGAGAUGAAAGAGACAGGAGGUGUUGUUAAUUAACGUGUGCAAAACUGUCACAUCUUGAUGUCAGCCUGAUCUGCUAGUGGGAAUUGUGUGGGACAGCUUCGUUGCAAAAAUACCAAGGUAGUACUGUAUUCCACACUGACCUAUGACGCAUGCACCCAUUUUAUACAUUAUAGCCUUGUAGCCCACUACAUUUUUUCACGUCUGUGUCAAAUAUCAUCGACAUAACUAUCUGUUGUAGGAUGAGCUGUGGUUUAACGGUGAACAUCUUGUCUUUCUUACUCAUAAAAAAACGUUUUUGCUGUUGUUGUCUGCUGACUGUUUACAGAUUGUUUUGUAAACUUGAAAGAACAUUUUGCCUUACAUGUUUUGUUAUUUACCUUGUUGUGUUGUGUUGGUGUGAGUAGCUUGCACUGCUGAUGUUUUUACGAGUUGGUUUGAACAACAGCACAGACCUAGUAAAGCUGUAUUUAAGGCUUUAACAACAUGAUCAUCCACACUUUCAUCAUAACAUAUGUUACAAAUAAUGUCGACAGGUCAAAGUGAUGUCAUCCUAUUUUAUUUUAUAGAGAUUUUCAGUCUGUCUUUGACCAUCAUAGCUGUAAGCACUGCGAGCUCAAACAUCAUCUAGAAUCUUAUUACCUCAACACUAUUUUACAUGCUAAUAUAUAUUGUACGUCAUCUCAAAGCAUUUGAUAUAUCACUAAUCAUUAAAAAUGUAGCCAUCAAUAGAUGCAAUACCAUUGCUUUACAUAUUUUACAACUACAGUUAAUGUUUUUAUGUUCAUGUUUCCUUUUGUUUGUUUUGUACAAUAAUGUAAAUAUUUUUUGAUUUUUAGAUGAGUCACAUUUUCUGGUUAAUCUAAAAUUACUGUACUGCUUCACAGUGUCAUGACAUGUACAUACACUCUAAUAAUGCUAGGUGUUUAAUUUGUGUUGUAAAUGUGUUUAGGACUCAGUGAUGAUGUAAGAUUGAUUGUUUUUGUAUAGAUGGUUUGAUUAUUGACACAGCCUCAGAAGACAGGCCCAUAAACCAGCUAACCAUACUGCCAGACAAUCUGUAGAAAGGAUUAGCAAUGUUGUUUCUCCUUUGUGUGUGUGUGUGUGUGUGUGAGGGGAGUGAUGAGUGUGUAAUGGUCUCGAAUGUGUGUGUAUAAUAAUGCCCUUACACUUCAAAUUUUGUCAAUGAUUUUUUUGUGAAUAAAUGACCCAUUUCAGCA